Molecule: messenger RNA, 2391 nt
Organism: Diaporthe batatas
Lineage: Eukaryota; Fungi; Ascomycota; Sordariomycetes; Diaporthales; Diaporthaceae
Exons: 4
Coding region: 635-2263 (542 amino acids)
Biological process (GO): plasma membrane lactate transport
Cellular component (GO): plasma membrane
Molecular function (GO): secondary active monocarboxylate transmembrane transporter activity
Source: RefSeq, a predicted model, not a curated record
GCCGCCUGCACAAAUUGAAUCCUGCCGUUUUCUCUUGUUUAUUACACAGUAUAGUGAAUACCAGCCUCACUGCCGGUACGAGGAAACGAGCAAGCACUGACGGCACCCGUGUAUUCUGAGCACCUGGCAGUCUGUCAACUGCGAACUAGGCCCGGAUGUCCGGAUGGAAUCGCCCAGGCCUCCAGAUGUCUUCACACCGCAUCUGUGCAAGACUAAGCUUCAUAAAUUCCGAGCGGCCUUGUGAAUACGAUCGAUAGCUCACACAAACACAAGCGAAUGAUGACUCGGGACCCCUGCAAGCCCUCUGCCUCUACGCCUCAAACGUCACUCGCUUUGCUUAGCCGAAACCAACUAACUCGCCGCCGGUGCGGCACACGAUCAAUCCUUCUGCACCGCGACUGUAUCGGGACUGUAAUCCUUGGCCGGGUUCGGCUCUCGCCCCCAGUCUCUGGGUGCAACCCCGCACGCCAUCCCAUCUCGGUCACCCACAAGAUGGAUGUGGAUCGUUUAUAUACCAGACACUCGUCUUCCAGCUGCCUUGUGAUGGACUCGCUCUUCCUAAGUCCUCUCUCAUCAUUUCCUACCCUGCUUGGAGAUCGACACAGACGCCUCUCUGUCAGGGAACAUAGUCAAAAUGUCGGACAACGAGAAGCCUACCGCCCAUCAGCAUGGCCAUGUUGACACGCAGCCACGCCCGGCUGAGGAGCACUUGGGCGAUGAGCCGCCUCACCACGGCAUGUCAGCUGGGCAAUACCUCGCUUCCCGGCUCAUCAGUCUGAAGCCGCCCAUGUCCAAGCUUCCGAACCCCCUGAGGCUGAUCACGAUGCUCAACCGCCAGCAAUGGGCAUUCUUCCUGGUCGCCUUCUCCGCUUGGACCUGGGAUGCUUUCGACUUCUUCACCGUCUCGCUUACUGUCAGCGACCUCGCCGAGACAUUUGGCAAGACCAACACCGAGAUAACCUGGGGCAUAACUUUGGUCCUUAUGUUUAGAUCUAUUGGCUCAAUCUUAUUUGGCAUCGCGGCGGACCGUUAUGGUCGCAAGUGGCCUUUUAUCGUGAAUAACAUCUUGUUCAUUAUUCUUGAACUGGGCACCGGUUUCUGCAAUACAUACGACCAGUUCCUCGCUUGUAGGGCUCUGUUUGGCAUAGCCAUGGGGGGUUUGUACGGCAACGCUGCCGCCACCGCACUGGAAGAUCUCCCAGAGGAGACUCGUGGCUUAAUGUCCGGUAUCUUGCAGCAAGGCUACGCUUUCGGCUAUCUUCUCGCCACUGCUUUUGCACGCGGAUUAGUCGAUACCACCCCACAUUCUUGGAGGCCUCUAUACUGGUUUGGCGCAUGCCCCCCGGUCCUCAUCAUCCUGUUCCGCCUGAUGCUGCCCGAAACGAAGGUUCACCAGCAACGGGAAUCUGUGCGGCGUACCGCACAGGCCAGUGGGAGCAGUGUGUCAAAGACCUUCAUCCAGGAGGGCAAGGUCGCUCUCCGCAGACACUGGUUGCUCCUCACGUACCUUGUCCUUCUGAUGGCGGGCUUCAACUUUAUGAGCCACGGCAGCCAGGACUUGUACCCGACGAUGCUGAAGAACCAAUUCCAGUUCGAUGAAAAUCAGGUGACAGUCACUCAGGUUGUAGCCAAUCUUGGAGCAAUGACCGGUGGCACCGUUGUCGGCUUCCUGUCGCAGUCGUUUGGUCGCAGGCUCAGCAUCAUCGUUAUCUGUGUUGUUGGUGGUGCACUCCUAUACCCGUACAGCUUUGUCGAGAACGAGCGAGUUAUUGCAGCGGCGUUUUUCGAGCAGUUCUGCGUGCAAGGCGCUUGGGGUGUCAUUCCCAUCCAUCUAAUGGAGCUUUCCCCGGGCGCGUUCCGGACCUUCGUUGUGGGGACCUCAUACCAGCUGGGAAACCUCGUCAGCUCUGCGAGCUCGACCAUCGAGGCGACAAUCGGCGAGCGGUUCCCCCUGCCGCCAACAGAGAAAGGAGUCAAGCGAUACGGAUACGGAAAGGUCAUCUGCAUUUUCAUGGGCUGUGUGUACGCCUACGUGAUCCUCCUGACGUUCCUCGGCCCCGAGCACCUGCGCCGCAAGUUUGAGGUCGAGCAUGAUGCUGAUGUGCGUGAGAUCGCGGGCGAGGAGACCAUCGAGCAGGCUAUUCACCGCCGCGAGAGAAUGGGCAUGGGCCUCAGCGAUGAGGACUUGGCAGAUGCUGCUGAGGUGAAGCGCAUCGGUGAGGCUGAGAGGAACAGGGAGAAUAGGCCGAAUCAGAUGGUCUGAGCCGCUAUUCGCCGUGGAAGUGCUGAAAAUCUUGGCUACGCUCGUCGGACCUUCAUAUGUAACACUGGCCUGAACCACAGAAUGUAUGCUUAGGUAGCUCAAAGCUAAUGAGAAUAAUUUAGAUUGCG